CGCGCUUUUUACUACAUUAGUUAUAAUCAUGAUUUUGAGUAAGCGAAUCAUGUUAAAAUUAUUUCAAUCUUUAGUUUUAAUAAGAUAAAUAAUGCAUUUGCACAAAAACCCUCUAGAAUAUCCUUGUAUUCUUAGAUUUAGAGGCUUAACAUCACAAAUUUUAGGUUUAAAAUUUGUAGCUUAGGACUUCAACUCCCUCACAUGUGGGUCCCCCACUGACUUCAAGUAAUGCACAUAUAUAUACUUUGAAGUCCGAUAACUCUUAUAUUUACACAUUUUAAUAACAUUAUGACCACAAAAAUUUUGUAAUAUAAUAAGGUGUGUCGGUUAUGAUUGAAGGUGUGUCGGAGAACUCAUAUUCGAAUUUUUUAUACCAAAAAAAUAUAAGUUCUUCACAAAAAUUUCGGACGAAGGUGACACACCUUCCUCAUAUGUGGGUCCGCCACUGACUUCAAAGUAAUGCACAUAUAUAUAGUUAUAGUUGUAGGUGAUAUCAUCGUAUUAUUAGAUUAGUAUAACAUGUAACGUAUUUUAUGUGUAUCAACUAAAUCUACCGCUACUCGCACGGUCCUACUUUAUAACUCGAUCGGGAAACUUCGUGGUUAAGGCCUAUGACCGACAACACUGCGGACAAUAGAGCAAAAAUUAGUGACAUCUGACGAAAUCACAUCUAUCUAUAUAACAUGAAAGCAGCAGCCAUGCACACACGACUGGUAAAUGCAUGGGGCCAGUCAAAAUCAUUACUCCAUACUUUUCCCAUGGUCAUAAAAUGGUUACUAAGCUUAAUAUGGAUGGAUCAUUAAUACAUCAAUAUUGCCCAACUAAUCUUUUAUAACUAACAAAAACUGCUACACAACUUUGGAAUAUUGAACAUACCACCUCGCUCAGAUUAUUCAUAUCAAUAUUCGAAUAAACAUGACCGAAACGGAUUUGAUGACUACUGUGCUAAUCAUUCCUCUUUCAGGGACAUAAUUUCCUUAAAAAAAAAAGUGUCAACAUGGCCUGAUUUCUUACUAAAUCCGAUGUUUAGUGGCCGUUUCCACAUUAUAUAUUGACCAACUUUUCCUCCCACUCAACAAAACCUUGUGACCCCAUGCAUUGCAUGCUCCAACCUUACCUACUCAGCCUGCACUUAACUUAUUUAAGUUAUUACCAACAACAUAAUCCAAGAAUUCAUAGUAAUAACUUAUUAAGUUUUUCAUAUUAAUUAAUUCUAAUCAACCAACAUAAUAAAACAAAAAAAGAGCACCCCUCCUAUAAAUACUAUAGCCAACUCUCAUCACAACCUACAGCCAAGCUCCAAAACUACAAUUUCCAUUCCACAAGCAGAAACAUGGGAGACGAGUUAGCUUUGGAAAUGAACACUAUUUCUUCAAAAAGCCCCAUAUCUUCUGUAAUCUCCAACGUGCAGUCUUUUUACACCUUAGAAGCAGAAGCCGGCAACAAGCUCGCUCCACAAGAGCCAUGGCUUCCAAUCACGGAGUCGAGAGACGGCAACGCCUUCUACGCUGCGUUUCACUCGCUUAGCUCGGGGCUCGGGUUCCAGGCCCUCCUCCUUCCUCUCGCCUUCUCAUCCCUCGGCUGGACAUGGGGGAUCUCGUGUCUGUGCGUUGUUUUCGUGUGGCAACUCUACACCAUGUGGCUGUUGAUCCAGCUGCACGAAUCGGAGUCUGGGGCACGAUACAGCAGGUACCUCGGAUUAUCGAUGGCUGCUUUCGGUGAGAAGUUGGGGAAGCUGCUGGCCCUCUUCCCCGUAAUGUACCUAUCAGGAGGAACCUGCGUGACCUUGAUCAUGAUCGGCGGCGGGACCAUGAAAACUUUCUUCCACAUUAUCGACAACACCGUCGGCGCCAGCCCGCUGACCACGAUCGAGUGGUACUUGGUCUUCACUUUCACGGCCGUUCUUCUAUCUCAGUUUCUCCCGAAUUUGAACUCUGUCGCCAGAGCUUCCCUCGUCGGAGCUGUUACUGCCGUUAGCUACUGCACAUUGAUAUGGGCUGCGACAGUAGUCCAAGGCAGGGUGGCUAUUGAUGAUCAUCAUCAUGUAGCUGUUUCGAGAGGGAGCGGCGGAGUUCUCGAUCGGAUUUGUGGUGUUCUUAAUGGCGUUGGGAUCGUGGCUCUGGCCUUCAGAGGACAUAAUCUCGUCCUCGAAAUACAGGGUACCAUGCCAUCGAGUGGGAAAACGCCGUCGAGGGUGCCAAUGUGGAGAGGAGUUCAGAUUGCUUACCUGAUCAUAGCCCUCUGCUUGUUCCCCCUUGCUAUUGCUGGCUACUGGGCUUAUGGAGACCUUAUCCCAGAGGGAACCGGAGCAAUGUUGCAAGCUUUGUACAAAUACCACGAGCGGGACACAUCCAAGUUGAUACUCGGUUCAGCAAGUUUGCUGGUCGUGAUCAACUGCGUCAGCUCAUUUCAGAUCUACGCGAUGCCUGCAUUCGACAACCUCGAGCUCAGAUACACUAGCAAGAUGAACAAACCAUGCCCACAGUGGCUUCGGUCAGCACUCCGACUUUUCUUCGGAUGCCUGACCUGUUUCAUUGCAGUGGCUCUCCCAUUCCUGCCAAGCCUGGCCGGGCUGAUCGGAGGGAUUGCCCUGCCGCUUACCUUGGCAUAUCCGUGUUUCAUGUGGAUUGUGAUGAAGAAGCCAGGCAGAUACAGCGGGAGCUGGUGUUUGAACUGGAUUCUGGGCGUCUCUGGGAUGGUUCUCAGUGUGCUUGUGGUGACCGCGGCCAUUUGGAUUAUCGUCACGAAGGGUAUUGAAGUCCAUUUCUUCAAACCCCAGUGAGAGUAGUUACAGUCUUUGCUAACUCAAUGUAAAAGAAGUAAGCACAACCAUAGUCUUAUUGCUAGCUCGAGGUAAAGAAAAGGGAAGUAAAGCACAACCAUUUCCCCAAUUGUAUUCAUGGUGAAAACUUCAAAAACCCCACAUUCUGCGCCUUGAGCAUUUCUCUUUACAGUAGUUGUACAUCAAUUCUUGUAAAAAAAACAUAAAUAUUGCCCCGAGCAGAAUUACACAUCCGUUCAGUGAAGAAUAUUGAUCUCUUUGUAGAAUUCGCCCCUCCCUUCAAGUUGUCUACUACUACUUGCAAACUUUCGAGAGAUGCAGCCAUUAAAUGUCAAACCCUGAGCACCAUGAAAGGAAAAAGUACCUCGAAUAAAGCGAUGGUCGCAAAAUUUCCAUGACGAGUUACUCUGAGAAUCGGCGUUUGUUGAAUUCACCGGCUUGUCUUUUGCUUUCUGGUAAAAUCUGUGUAGAAUCCACCAACAAACCUAGACAGAGAGAUUGCUGGGAAGCGAACACCGGCAGUUUACAAACUCUGCAUAACAAACUUUGUUUUGUAAUAAUUCCCAGAACAAAAGGAGUUAUUACUUUUGUUUUGCCCUUUUACAUGGAUAGAGGCAGAAGCAUUCUUCGUUUCUUCUUCCUUGCUAGCCUAACUUGCUUCGUCACUUUCAUGCAUAGCACCAAUAUUAACGUGAUGCAGACUAAGAUGAAGGCAAGUCGCAUGUGCCUAAAGUAUAAAGAUACGGCUGAGAAGACCAGGAAGGCUAGAACAACGAGUUCCCAUAUGACGAAUAUGACAACAUCAACCCUGCACAAGAAGGGUAAAACCAGAAUCAGCUGUCAUUCCCUUGUAAGAAAAAAGAACAAUAAAUCGAAAACAUGAAU
Molecule: messenger RNA, 3667 nt
Organism: Linum trigynum
Lineage: Eukaryota; Viridiplantae; Streptophyta; Magnoliopsida; Malpighiales; Linaceae
Source: the annotation of a GenBank genome assembly